AUGGCAAAAAAUCCUAUUUUUAUCGUUCUGAAUACGGAGCUGUGUCGUCUUAUUAUCCUCGAAGCGCAUGGACCGUAUCACAACAGUACAGGACAUACAAUAGCAGAAGUUCGACUACAGUACUGGAUUCCACGGCUCCGAGAACAAGUGAAGAAAUGCAUGCGGUCUUGUGUUCCCUGUCAAAAGAUGAAUAAUCUGCCAUAUAGAUAUCCAGAAAUGGCCGAUCUUCCAUCAAGGAGAGUAACAAGAACACUCCCGUUUGAAAAUAUAGGACUCGACUACUUCGGCCCUAAAACCGUCCAUGAUGAUCAUAAGGAACGUACAAACGUUUAUGGAUGUAUAUUCACAUGUUGUGUAACUCGUCUCAUCCAUCUGUAG
Messenger RNA from Necator americanus (New World hookworm), 378 nucleotides. RefSeq lists its product as uncharacterized. The transcript has a single exon. NCBI's taxonomy places the organism in Eukaryota, Metazoa, Nematoda, Chromadorea, Rhabditida, Ancylostomatidae. The record is from RefSeq and is a predicted model, not a curated record. The coding region runs from base 1 to 378 and encodes 125 amino acids.